Molecule: messenger RNA, 2422 nt
Organism: Mangifera indica (mango)
Lineage: Eukaryota; Viridiplantae; Streptophyta; Magnoliopsida; Sapindales; Anacardiaceae
Product: proline-rich receptor-like protein kinase PERK8
Exons: 8
Coding region: 1009-2148 (379 amino acids)
Biological process (GO): protein phosphorylation
Molecular function (GO): ATP binding; protein kinase activity
Source: RefSeq, a predicted model, not a curated record
AAAGUUUAGAUGAGAAGAGUGUAAACAAAAUCUAAAUACUAUUGGUGUGAAUCAAAUGUGUACUAGUUACAGACUGACAGCCAAGAUGGCCUGUACAUAAUUCUUAUCUUUCUCUUUCACUCAACUUGCAGCAUCAGACAAGUAUACAUAUAAAUUGUAUUGCUUUACAGCCCACAGGAAAAAACUAUAUUAAAAAUUUGAUCUUUAUUUAUUUAUAUAAAAAAGUAUACCUUUUGUUUCUUUCUUGUUCAUAAUCACCUUGAAUUUUUCACAUUCUUGCUCAGUCUUGUACAUGAGGUUCGUGACGUUUGUCCUUCGAACAUGAAAAGCAUAGAAUUGUUGGGUUUUGAUUCGUUUAUUGGGUUUCUAGUGGGGUUUGUGUUACAUGCUUGUAUAGUUUAUAUAAAUUCUUUUUUGUUGGUGGGUUUGAGAUAUAUUGUUUGGUAGAGAAGAGUAAUAAAUUCUGUGUUUGUGAGUGUGAGAGAGAGUGCGUAUGAGUGUGUUUUUGUGUUUGUGUUGUCGGCGCAAGGUCGCUUUCUGUCGGCAUUGCCUGUAUCCAACGAUGAUACACACUACAGAAGGAUUUGUUUACUUAAUUUUUUAAUUCAAAAGUACAAGGGAUACAUAGAGAUAGAAAGAUGCUACUGGGGAUGCUUAAUUCAUUUGUUGUUGCUAGCUGAACCUGUCUUUGUAUUGUGUUUUGUUCUUCUUCUUCUUCUUCUUCUUUUUUUUUUCUUCCCAUGAUUUGGACCUGGCCAGAACUAUUGGCCUGGUCGUGAUCGGUAUCGGAUUUUACUAUUUUUUGUUUGGGAAUUCUUUAUUUUAAAUGUGGGACUCUUUGUCUUGGUGAUAGCCAUAUUGGGAGAUUGAUUUUGUUUGUCAUUGGCAAAUGAAGUUAAGGUUUCUGGAGACCUGGCUGCAUAAUUUCUCUGGGGAUACAGGUUCAAUGUACAGUACUUUGUAUCCCAAUUGUAGACUGCCUCAUAGCUAGAGUGGUUCCCAUACCAAAUGUCAGCGACUCUUGCGGCAAUAAUUGGAGGUGCUGCAGGAGCUGUGGCAUUGAUGGGGAUAGUUAUCUAUCUCAUAUGGUUCUGCCUGUAUCAUAAUCUAAGUGUUUCAAGAAAUUCAGAGACUGGAUCAUCUGAUCAGUCUGUUCAAGGCAGAAAUGUUGGGAUUCAGUUAUCGGUACAAGAAGUUAGGCCUUUUGCCAUGGAAGAGUUGUCUCAUGUGACGAAAAAUUUUAGUGAUAAAAACUUGAUUGGGGAAGGAAAAUUCGGAGAGGUAUACAAGGGUUUGCUACAAAAUGGGAUGCUGGUAGCCAUUAAAAAGCGACAUGGAGCACCUAGUCGUGAAUUUAUUGAUGAGGUGCACUUCCUCUCAUCUAUUCAUCAUCGGAAUCUUGUGACUCUUCUGGGUUACUGUCAGGAAAAUAAUUUACAGUUUCUUAUAUACGAGUAUAUACCUAAUGGAAGUGUUUCCGUUCACUUGUAUGGAGCUGGCCAAGUUUCCUGUCAGAAGCUAGAAUUCAAGCAUCGACUUUCAAUAGCUCUUGGGGCAGCUAAAGGUCUGGCUCAUCUUCACUCCCUGAGUCCCCGCGUGUUACAUAAAGAUUUUAAAACAGCCAAUGUCCUUGUAGAUGAAAAUUUCAUAGCUAAGGUUGCAGAUGCUGGACUUAGAAUUUUUCUUGGGAGAACUGAUAUUGCAGGGCCAUCGUCACAAGUCACAGCUGAUGAGAUAUUCCUUGCUCCAGAGGUGAAAGAAUUCAGAAGAUUUUCUGAAAAAAGUGAUGUGUACAGUUUUGGAGUCUUCCUUUUGGAGCUAGUAAGCGGGCGAGAAGCAUCAGAUUCGCUGUCUUCAGCUUCUUAUAAGAAUCUGGUUGAAUUGGUGCAAAACAGUCAAGAUUUUAGCAAUAUUUCAAGCAUCAUUGACAUGAGAUUAGGGACUAGUUUCACAACCGAAGGUAUGGAAGACUUCAUACGGUUGACAGUCCGAUGCCUGGAUCCGUCAAGUGAGAGGCGGCCUUCGAUGAGCUAUGUGGUCAUGGAACUCGACCGGACACUGGAGAAAGAAAUGAGCUUGACAACAGUUAUGGGGGAAGGAACCCCAACAGUGACCCCUGGAAGCCAGUUAUUUACAGCUACAAAAUGAAUUGAACUUGUUUGCCUCCCAAAUACUAAGCCUGAUUUUUGUGAAAUACAUGUCUUUGUCCCCUUCCUGUAAUUGUUGAUUUUGUUUCUGGAAAACAUGAGAGAAAAAGUUCAGCUGUUUGGUAAUUGUAUAAAGAACAGCUGCAUUAUUAUUAUUAUUAUGAUUAAUUUUCCUUCAUUUUUUCCAUUACAAAUGUAACGAAAAUUCUGUUGUAAACUAUAAAAUUUGUUGUUCAUAUAAAAAUGAAGGUUGGAGUUGGUGUGACUUCAAAUAA